GUGUGCCGGAUAAUUCCGCAGCCUGCCGCGGAGUUCAGGCGGGGAGACCGACGGGUGGACGGCGUCCCGGCACUGGGCCGGCCACCUGCCGACCUGCCUGCCCGUCCGGGGGCGGUGAGAAGGAAGGGAGGAAGGGAGGAAAUGCUGAACAAGCUGCGGCCGCUAGUGUGGCUCAGGCAGUUCCGCCUGAUGGCUGUCGCUAUCGUCAUCGUCACCCUCCUCUGCCUCCGGCUGCUGCUGCCCGUCCGCGCCCCGGGUGUGGGGACUUCUGCAUAUUUCUCGGGAAGAAAGAGAAUAUCAGAGAUAAGUCUGUAUAAACUGGACCUGGGAUGGCCGAAGUUUCCGAGCAUGUUCACGGGCCAAGUGUUUGCCGUUGCAGUGGACCCGGUGGAUGAUAUUGUUUACGUGGCACAGAGAGGAGAAUCUGUACCAAAAAUAUUAAUGUUUUCUGAACAUGGAUACUUCCUCCAAGCAUGGAAUACCACCUCAAUCGAAAUGCCACACGGCAUCUUUGCAACCAGCACCGCCCCAGGAACAUCCUUAUGGGUGACAGAUGUUGGCAAUGGGAAGUAUGGGCACACCAUCAAACAGUACUCGCAGUCUGGGAAGCUGCUUCAGAUGCUGGGGACACCAGGAAUCCCGGGCUCCAACCUGAACCCCCUGCAGUUUGAUCAACCAGCAGAAGUGUUUAUUUCCAAAAAUAGGGAUUUGUACAUCGUGGAUGGAGAUGGAGGCUUAAAUAACCGACUCAUCAAACUCGACCCAGGCUUUGGUGUCGCUUGGAUGAAAGGAGAAAAGGGAGAUAAAACUUCCCAGUUUUACAUUCCGCACAGUGUAACUGUAGAUAACGUCGGCAGGGUGUGGGUUGCUGACCGGGGCAACAAGCGUUUGCAAGUAUUUGAUGCUGAGAUGGGAGAUUGGCUGGGAGCCUGGGCCAGCUGCUUCACCGACGACGGCCCUUCCUCAGUGAGGCUGACGUACGACAACAAGUACUUGAUCGUGGCCCAGCUGAACGUGAACAGAUUGAUGUUCCUGUCGGUGCCGCCAAUCGGUAGCAUUGGGACUUGUCACAUUGCCGACACCAUCCAGCUGGCCGACGGAGUGAAGCCCCAUCUUGUGGGCGUCAGCCUGAAAACCGGCGCCAUUUAUGUCGCCGAAAUCGGUGCGCGGCAGGCUCAGCGGUUCGUGCCCAACGUCAAAAACUAAAUGCCAACCCUCCACUGCACCAAGUGCCUCUUUUCUAUUGAUGAUUCCUAACAGUCGCUCUAGACUGGUGAAACGGGCAUCAGAAUGUAACAGCACUGUAACUCAGGGAUGUUGCUGUGAUAUGAUCCUAGAACCGACUGUUGCAAAGCUGUCUCUCACACAACUCUGCAUUUGCACUAGAUGUGAUUUAAAACUAUAUUUUUAAAGUCCCGAAGCUGAGAAAUAAACCGGCAAAGAGUCCAAGUUUAAUUCUUAGCUUGAACUGGCUUUGUUAAGAUUGUUAUAUUAGGGCCAAUGUAAAUAUAAUUCCUCAUUACCUCUGCCUCAAUUUGGGGUUUAACCUUAAGCUUCGCACUACUUAUCCCUGUUGACGGUGUACAAAUUGAUUUUGAGAGGAAAUAUUAAUGAUGAUAUUAAUGCCUUAGCCUAUAAAUACCUGUGGCAGUAAUCAGCUGACACUGGCCAACAAGGCUUGUGUACAACUCAUGACUUCUUGAGUAAAGAAUAUUGCCAAAAAUAUGUUAAUAAAUUGAGGGGCUAAUGGAAAUAUAAAAGGGGAAAGUAAUGCAAGACAAGGUUUUGAUAUAAGAAUGCUCUGCCUUCACAAAAACUGUCCACAGUGCUGAAGUUUUUCUUGAGGUCAAUUUAACAUGUUAAAUGUAAUGAACAUGCUGGGAAAAUAAAAUUGUUCAGCUAUUGUAAGUAAAUAAAGUUGAUUAUGGUUGGCAGUGA
Messenger RNA from Leucoraja erinaceus (little skate), 1938 nucleotides. Its product is annotated as NHL repeat-containing protein 3-like. The transcript has 7 exons. Gene Ontology annotation, biological process: proteasome-mediated ubiquitin-dependent protein catabolic process; protein polyubiquitination; negative regulation of translation. The coding region runs from base 142 to 1206 and encodes 354 amino acids. The record is from RefSeq and is a predicted model, not a curated record. Gene Ontology annotation, molecular function: protein binding; ubiquitin protein ligase activity; translation repressor activity. NCBI's taxonomy places the organism in Eukaryota, Metazoa, Chordata, Chondrichthyes, Rajiformes, Rajidae.